Rubroshorea leprosula is the source of this 581-nucleotide messenger RNA. The record is from the annotation of a GenBank genome assembly. NCBI's taxonomy places the organism in Eukaryota, Viridiplantae, Streptophyta, Magnoliopsida, Malvales, Dipterocarpaceae.
GUCCGAAUCAGUUCGGAUGGGAUUGGCGGGUUGCCAUAACCCGGUUGUCGGGUCCGAAAUGCUUGAGCUUUCUGGAUGCUUGACAGAUAAGAGUGCUGCAUCACUGGUCGCCAUCGCAUUUAAUGGAGAGGGCUCCUGCAUUUGGUUGACGGUGGAUGCCAGUGAGGGCUUUGAGCUUCCCAUAGGAGGGGUAAUUAUACCUCUAGAGGAAAGACAACAGUUAAUUAAAGCAGUGACCGGCGGAAUUGAGGAGGCUGAUUCACUGUCACGUGCCCUUCUUCAGCGUUUCCUUCACAUGGCUCCCCAGUGCUAUCCACGUCAGCAUUUUCCGUUUGUCCUGUUUCCCGCCGGAGUUGUGUCCUUUUUGCCGGAAUUUCAGCAUUUUCCAGGCGGAGUUGCUUGCCAUCGUGAAUGGACCCAAAGUGCUUCCUCGGGGAGUAAUCUGGAGCUCUUAUAUGUGGGCCAUAUUGUGGUCUGGGUUGUGAAAUGAGCUGCCAUCUUCAUCUUUCCAUCUAAAAUCAUUGCAGGAUUUUGUUGUAUGACCCAACAUACCAAAUCUGUAACAAAAAUCCACCAGUUUU